Molecule: messenger RNA, 1889 nt
Organism: Ochotona curzoniae (black-lipped pika)
Lineage: Eukaryota; Metazoa; Chordata; Mammalia; Lagomorpha; Ochotonidae
Product: cytochrome P450 2C5-like
Exons: 9
Coding region: 1-1473 (490 amino acids)
Biological process (GO): xenobiotic metabolic process
Cellular component (GO): intracellular membrane-bounded organelle; cytoplasm
Molecular function (GO): heme binding; oxidoreductase activity, acting on paired donors, with incorporation or reduction of molecular oxygen, reduced flavin or flavoprotein as one donor, and incorporation of one atom of oxygen; iron ion binding
Source: RefSeq, a predicted model, not a curated record
AUGGACCCAGUUGUGGCUCUGGUGCUCAGUGUCUCCUGCCUGCUUCUCUUUUCACUCUGGAGAUGGAACACCACCAGGCAGAAGCUCCCUCCCGGCCCCACGCCUCUUCCAAUUAUUGGAAACAUCCUGCAGAUGGAUUUUAAGGACAUAAGCAAAUCCUUAACCAAUUUGUCCAAAGCCUAUGGCCCCGUGUUCACACUGUAUUUUGGCACAAAGCCCACUGUGAUAUUGCAUGGAUAUGAAGCAGUGAAGGAGGCCCUGGUUGAACGUGGAGACGAGUUUGCUGGGAGAGGCAGUAUUCCAAUAUUUGAAAAAUUCACCAAAAGGCUUGGAAUCGCGAUGAGUAAUGGAAAGACAUGGAAGGAGACCCGGCGCUUCACACUAAUGACCUUGCGCAAUUUCGGGAUGGGGAAGAGGAGCAUAGAGGACCGAGUUCAAGAGGAGGCCCGCUGCCUUGUGGAGGAGCUGAGGAAAACCAACGCCUCUCCCUGUGAUCCUGCCUUUAUCCUGGGCUGUGCGCCCUGCAAUGUGAUCUGCUCCGUUAUUUUUCAGAAACGUUUUGAAUAUUCAGACCAAAAUUUUAUCCACUUUCUGAAGCUAUUGCAUGAGGCCAUCAGUAUUAUGAGCUCUCCAUGGGUCCAGGUCUACAAUACUUUUCCAGCUCUCAUUGACUAUUUUCCAGGGAGCCAUAACAAAGUUUUUCAAAAUAUGUAUUACAUCCAGAAUUUCAUCUUGGAAAAAAUAAAAGAACACCAACAAUCCCUAGAUGUGAACAAUCCUCAGGACUUUAUUGAUUGUUUCCUGAUCAAAAUGGAACAGGAAAAACAUAACAAGCAACCUGAAUUUACUCUGGAAAACCUGAAAAUCACUGCAUUUGAUUUGUUUGCUGGUGGAACAGAGACCACAAGCAUCACCUUGAGACACGGACUCCUGCUCCUGCUGAAGCACCCUGAGGUCACAGCCAAGGUCCAGGAAGAGAUUGAGAGUGUGAUCGGCAGACACCGGAGUCCCUGCAUGCAGGACAGGAACCGCAUGCCCUACACGGACGCUGUCAUACAUGAGGUCCAGAGAUUCAUUAACCUGGCUCCCACUAACCUGCCCCACGCAGUGACGCAUGACAUUAAAUUCAGAAACUACCUCAUCCCCAAGGGCACAACCAUAAUAACAUCACUGACAUCAGUGCUACAUGAUGACAAAGAGUUCCCCAACCCAGAGAGGUUCGACCCUGGCCACUUCCUGGACAAGAAUGGCAACUUUAAGAAGAGUGACUACUUCAUGCCUUUCUCAACAGGAAAACGAAUGUGUGCGGGAGAGGGCCUGGCCCGCAUGGAGCUGUUUUUGUUCCUCACCACCAUCUUACAGAACUUCAAGCUGAAACCUCUGGUUGACCCAAAGGACAUCAAUAUCACCCCAGUUUUCACUGGAUUGUCUUCUGUACCACCAGAAUACCAGCUCUGCUUCAUUCCCAUCUGAAGAAGGGCUGUUGGCCUGGCUGCAUCUGAGCUGUCAUCAACAACUCCUCCUGCUGGGUAUCUCUCAGCUCCUUCUCUUUAGAGUGAUGCCUCUAUGACCUCAUCUCCCUUCUCAUCCUUUCAGAAUGCAUUAACCAUCCAACUUCCUCAUUCUUCAUUCUCCCCAGAUGUAUUUGGCAACUGUGUCUUUUAUACACAUGUAAUCCAUUAAUAUGAUGUCACCAAAACCAGACCCAAACUUGGAAACUUCUUUUGGUGGGAAAUGAAGCAGAGAGAGACAAACACUAAAUGAUUUCAGUUACAUAUAGGAUCCUGAAGUUUGAACUCAUGGAAGUAAAUGGCAAAAUGUAGUUCAUUAGUAGAUGGUGAGGGUGAAGUGAAUGAUGAGAAAAGAGUUGUUGGCUAAAACCUACAAAA